Messenger RNA from Puccinia graminis f. sp. tritici CRL 75-36-700-3, 249 nucleotides. RefSeq lists its product as uncharacterized. The transcript has a single exon. Lineage: Eukaryota; Fungi; Basidiomycota; Pucciniomycetes; Pucciniales; Pucciniaceae. The record is from RefSeq and is a predicted model, not a curated record. Bases 1 to 249 code for a protein of 82 amino acids.
AUGCAAAUUGACACUGCGACCACGUGCCAUGUCUGUGAAGCAGAGCAACAUGAAGAGAGUUGUAGUUGCAAAUUUUUUAAGGCCAUAGACGUGGUCAAUGACCGACAUUGCAAAGGUAAAUCAAAGAACAUUUAUGAACUCAACUUCUUUGACGCCUCAUCAGAAUACGUGUCUCUUGCUCCGUCUGUCAAUAAACGCAAGGUUGCCCCCAAAAAGAUGUUUGAAAUUGAUGGCAAGAUUUAUAUCUAA